Molecule: messenger RNA, 1036 nt
Organism: Marmota monax (woodchuck)
Lineage: Eukaryota; Metazoa; Chordata; Mammalia; Rodentia; Sciuridae
Product: synaptobrevin homolog YKT6
Exons: 1
Coding region: 95-691 (198 amino acids)
Biological process (GO): endoplasmic reticulum to Golgi vesicle-mediated transport
Cellular component (GO): Golgi apparatus
Molecular function (GO): SNAP receptor activity
Source: RefSeq, a predicted model, not a curated record
UGAGGCGGCGGCGGCGCCAGCGGGCGGUGGCUGCUCUGCUCUCUACAAGUGGGUCCCACGGCGGAGCCGGUAGGUGGCCCGAGGGCCUGGCGCCAUGAAGCUGUACAGCCUUAGUGUCCUCUACAAAAGCGAGCCCAAAGCAGUACUGCUCAAAGCCGCUUACGACGUGUCUUCUUUCAGUUUCUUCCAGAGGUCCAGUGUUCAGGAAUUCAUGACCUUCACAAGUCAACUAAUUGUGGAGCGCUCAGCGAAAGGCAGCAGAGCUUCUGUCAAAGAACAAGAGUAUCUGUGCCAUGUCUAUGUUCGGAAUGACAGUCUUGCAGGUGUGGUCAUUGCUGACAGUGAAUACCCAUCCCGGGUGGCCUUUACCUUGUUGGAAAAGGUACUAGAUGAAUUCUCCAAGCAGGUUGACAGUAUAAACUGGCCAGUAGGAUCCCCUGCUACAAUCAACUACACAGCCCUGGAUGGUCACCUUAGUAGAUACCAGAACCCCCGAGAAGCUGAUCCCAUGAGUAAAGUACAGGCUGAACUUGAUGAGACCAAAAUCAUUCUGCAUAACACCAUGGAGUCUUUGUUAGAGCGAGGCGAGAAGCUUGAUGACUUGGUGUCCAAAUCAGAAGUACUGGGAACACAGUCCAAAGCCUUCUAUAAAACUGCCCGGAAACAAAAUUCAUGCUGUGCGAUCAUGUGAUGCAGCCCAUGGAGGCCGGCACUGGAUCGUCCAUCACUCAUAUCAGAACUGCAGUCCUGAGGAAGAAGAGAUGUCCGAGAAGAGGACCUGGAGCUGUCCAGACUGGUCAUUUUUAUUUUGGAGUUUCCCAGAAGAAACAAGGGACAGUGGAAUGGUGGGGGAAAUUCAAGUUCAUAUGUCUGGUUGUGAUUUUUAGAAAGAAUUUGAGGCCCUCAAAGGUGUAUUUUUGGGAAAACGAAACCAUAAACUCUGAGUGGCUCCCAUAGGUGCUGAAGGGCUCAUUUUCAGCUAACCCCAGAAGGCUCUAUGGGAAGAAAUUUAGAGCCAGCUCUUUUUUGAUCCUCA